Messenger RNA from Myotis davidii, 2385 nucleotides. RefSeq names its product ring finger protein 186 (gene RNF186). NCBI's taxonomy places the organism in Eukaryota, Metazoa, Chordata, Mammalia, Chiroptera, Vespertilionidae. Bases 180 to 935 code for a protein of 251 amino acids. Gene Ontology annotation, biological process: protein autoubiquitination; proteasome-mediated ubiquitin-dependent protein catabolic process; protein K63-linked ubiquitination. The record is from RefSeq and is a predicted model, not a curated record. The transcript has a single exon. Gene Ontology annotation, molecular function: ubiquitin protein ligase activity. Gene Ontology annotation, cellular component: endoplasmic reticulum membrane.
AAACCCAGAGACAGGCUGAGCAGCCCUGGGAGAGCGGUGCCAGACAGCUGUUAUCACCAGGCACCCAACAGAAGGGAAAGAAGGCUUGAUACGCCGCCUCAGGUCAGACUCGGUCCCCGCAGCACCUUGUCCAUGCCCAGGUCCUGAGCUGCUGUGUUCCGCCGGCUCCCCUGCCCAGAAUGGCCUGCACCGAGGCCCCACAGCAGCCAGCCCCGCACCAGCCCCUCUCGUCAGGAGCCACCACCACCACGGACACCACAGGUCCUGCUGGGGGUCAUCGCGGCUCCGUGGGUCCCGACCUGGAGUGCCUGGUGUGCCGGGAGCCCUACAGCUGUGCCCGACUCCCCAAGCUGCUGGGCUGCCAGCACUCCUUCUGCGCUGUCUGCCUGAAGCUCCUUCUGUGCCCGCAGAACGACACCUGGUUCGUCACCUGCCCCCUGUGCCGCAAGGCCACCGCCGUCCCCGGGGGCCUCAUCUGCGGCCUGCAUGACCAGGAGGCCGUGGUGGGGCGGCUCACCCGGCCGUGCCCAGAAGUGUGGCUCUGUCCUCAGGAGCUGGUGAGUCCCGCUGCCCUGACAGCAGGGCACCCCGGCUUGGCAGGAGAGGAUGGGCAGGACGUGGCAAGUGCCAACCGCGUGGCAGCCCGGCGCCUGGUGGCACACCUGCUCCUGCUGGUCUUGCUCAUCGUCCUCAUCCUGCCCUUCAUCUACCCUGGGAUCAUGCAGUGGACGCUCACCUUCAUCAUCGCCCUGGCCCUGCUGGUGGCCACCCUCUUCUGCUGUCACCCCCGCAGCCAGGGCAGCGGCCGGCCCUGCCCCAGGACCCUCUUCUGCGGGGAGCAGAAACACAGCGAGAUCUCCUCCGUUGCCUGUGUGCACCCCGUCCAGGCACCCACAGCACCUUGUGCCUCUGCGGCCCCGAUAUUCUCCCAGUGAAAAGGGUAAGGGGCUGUGAAGUAAGGCUGCUCCCUCAGGAGACGGAAUGCCAGCCAGACUUGCAAGCUAAAGCCAGAUGCUGUCUCGGGUCCAGAACUAUGUGCUUGGAGGAUAGACUUAUGCCUGCCCCGGGGACAGCGUGGCUAAGCUGUUCGGGGUGGGGAGGAGGCACAAAUGACUUGAACACUACAAGGGGGGCUCCUGUUCCUCUGAUUCCAGUGCUCCGGGUUUUCCUUUCUAUACCUUGAGGAAAGUAGUGCAAUAUUAACGUAUCGAGGAACCAAUAGAACCAGAACUCCUCUGUUAUUGUUUUGUAAUGUAUGCAGCUGGUUUUAUCUUAUUGCUUGGUUGGGGGCUGGGUUUUUGUGUUUGGGGUAGUUUGCUCCUAUUCCUGGCUGCUACACAAUUUCCCUCCUGGGAAAUCAGAGCUCACGGGACGUCCUCCUGUGUCCCCGCCAAUGCUGCCCAUCUCAUGCCCACCCCGCCUUGCCAAAGGUCCCGGCAGUUUGGGUCUUCCAUGGAGUCGCCACACCAUCCUUUCCCCCCAAGAAUGGAAGGAGAGAACUUGUAUGAAGAAGUGGUACUUCUGAUGCCAGCAGGAGCCCCCACAUUUAGUUGGCAGAGCUGGGGCGUGGGGAGGGAAUGCGGGUGGCUCUGGGAAUUUCCCUCAGCAUCCCCCACCAGAAUUUCCCAGUUCCGUGUCUUCUGGCCCUGACUUAACAGAAAAUCUCAGAGUUGCAAGGGCUUCCCCCCUGCCAGCCCAGCUGCCCACCUGAUGCACUGCCCCACACUCCAGAACUGGGAAUCAUGAGUGCUGCUUUCUUUAUUAUUGCGUCUCGCUUUCCAUUUGAGCAUUUGUCAUAAAGAUAAGAGGCCUCGUAAACGCAGCGGAACUCUCCAAUAACCCCAACUUUCCCACCUCGCCCCAAGAGUCGCAGUCAUCUGAAAGGCGUCUCUGUGUUUUUUCUCGGUCAUUACUGCUCCAUAGCAUGGAGGAAUGACCUUCCACGGUCACCCAGGUCAAGCCUCAGCUGGGAGACCCGUGGGGUGCAGGGGAGCAGAGGGUGAGAGAUGACACUCUAUUUCCUUCCAAAGCCAUAAUAGGAAAGCAGACUUGAGACCUCAGAUGGGUUCCCCGAGCACAAUCCAUUGUCCUGUCGCUACGGUUGACAGUACCUUUGUCAGGAGGGAGGUGCGAACUCUGUCACCGGAGCACAGGGGGUGCACCUUGUGUUGUUGAACCAGGUCCUGCCUCUCAGAGCUUCACUUUCCCUGAGAUGAGCUGGUAGAACUGGAAUAUUCCUAACACCCCUGCAGCCCAGGAGCUGAGGGCACUGCCGAGCCCCCAAACAAUGGAUGUGCACGGGCCACAUCCCCUGCGGCCUCAUGCAAAGAGAGAUCAAGAUACAAGUGUGGGUGCAAUUAGCUGUUCUUGAAAUCUGGGUGCCUC